AUGUCUGGGUUCCCCGCGCAACAGCAAACACAAGCUCGCAAUGCGACGCUAGCCUCGGCGCGGUUGCCGAAUGGGAAGCUGGGAAGCGGCGCGAGCUGGAAUUUCAAUCUACCUGUGAGCGGAGCGCCAGGUCUGCAGAGCAACCAACAGCGAGGCAUCGGAGGGAUGGGUACCUUCGCACAAAGCAUCGGGAACUCCCAGCCCAAUACACCCCUGGAUCUCUCCGAGUUUCCUUCAUUAUCAGGUGCACCCCAGCAGUCCCAGUCACAGAAUCCAGGGCAGUUAGUGUGGGCGAAUGCCAGUCAGCGUGCGUCACAGCAGACCCCCGUUCAAAGACAGCAGCACCCUCCCAUUUCUCAGACUCCUUCCCGAGGGGCGCAGACUCCAUCGCACAUCUCCCAGCAACAAACACAACCCGCCAACGACGAUCUUUUCCCGUCCGGUGCGCAAUUUGCGAAUCGGCUGGACGACUUCCGAGGCGGCGGGCAAGGAAUAAGCAGUCAGUUAGGGACCAGCUCUCAGCCUCAGACCGGCAAUAUCGAAGAGUUUCCACCGUUGGGUCGGAACCUCCACGGAGAACUGGGUCAAGAACGCAGAGAGACUCUGCUGCAAAACGCAAGGCUUGGCAGUUACAAUACCGGCUUGGGCUUCUCUGCCGUGAACCAGUCCCAGUCAUCGCAGAAUCGCAACGUGAUGUCGACGACGGCCAAUGGGCAAGAACCGACGAGGAUAAUGUCCCCUGCAUCCGCGGGGCCUGGAGGUACAGCUUCCCUCUCUCGGCAUGUGUUUCCUCGUACGGCAGGACCGCAGGCUAACCGAGUCCAGGCAUAUCAGCUUCACGGUCACCCGUUCACCAAAGGUCGAAUGGCGUUCUCGGACAAGACAAAGAGUACUUUGCUGUCAGCGCAGCAGCAACAGAUGCAGCAACGGUCGCAACAAACAGGGGUCGUCAGCGAAGGACAAGAACCCCAAACCUCAUCGCAAAGCGCCGAACAACCCCCCCUCUCUCAGAUGAGCGAGCUGGACAGAUUCGGGCUCGCGGGGCUGCUCCGGAUGAUUCAUAGCGAAAGCCCCGAUGUUGCCAGCCUUGCGGUCGGCCAGGAUCUGAUGACUUUAGGCUUGGAUUUGAAUCAGCCUGAGCCGCUUCAUACGUCUUUCGCCUCGCCGUUCAUUUCUUCCAUGUCAGCCGUGCCUCUGGAGCAAGAUUUCAACCUUCCCUCGUGUUAUAGUGUGGCAAACAUCCAGCCUCUUCAGACUCGGAUUCCGAGCUUUAGCGACGAGACGCUAUUCUACAUCUUCUACAGCAUGCCCCGUGACAUCAUGCAGGAACUUGUUGCAGAGGAGUUGAUGGGCCGCAAGUGGCGGUACCACAAAAUUGAACGCUGCUGGCUGACUCGUGACGAGACCUAUCCUGGCCCGGUUGACGUCGAACGGGGUGUGAGCGAGCGAGGAGUCUAUCUUCUGUGGGAUCCAACUAGCUGGAAGAAAGUUCGGCGUGAAUUUAUCCUUCGAUACGAAGAUCUAGACAACAGGCUGGAUCCCAAUAGCCGGGUCACCCGUUCGGUCGGGAUGCCUCAGCAUGUCUCAUGA
Penicilliopsis zonata CBS 506.65 is the source of this 1590-nucleotide messenger RNA. RefSeq lists its product as hypothetical. Gene Ontology annotation, biological process: nuclear-transcribed mRNA poly(A) tail shortening; regulation of DNA-templated transcription. Gene Ontology annotation, cellular component: P-body; CCR4-NOT core complex. Lineage: Eukaryota; Fungi; Ascomycota; Eurotiomycetes; Eurotiales; Aspergillaceae. The transcript has 6 exons. The record is from RefSeq and is a predicted model, not a curated record. The coding region runs from base 1 to 1590 and encodes 529 amino acids.